AUGGCAACCCUUACUAAUAUGGAAUCUAAAGGCUCUUUCCGCAUUCAGAAUUACAAAAAAAACGAAAAUGUAUCUAUGAAUGGUUCAAUUUCUACGCAAUCAAAAUUUGACGAGAUCCACGCUAAAAUCGAACAAAAGCUGGAAGGAGAAUAUUCAGGCAUUAUAAAGAUCAAUUUUCCUGCUGGAGAACUUGGCGACCUUAAAGUAUGUGAAGAUAUCCAUAAUGCCUUCAAUGCUGAAAUAAUCGGAGAUAAUCUAUUCAUCAAAUGUGAUGGUGGAGAAAAGGAGAGAAUUCAUACAAGACUCGAAAAUUCGUUCGAAAGCCAAAAUCAAUGGUGGGCAAGUAGCAACACUUUAUGUGUAGUCAGAGGCAACCAGUACAGACCUGAUGUAGGUGUGUGGUUUCGAGCCCCAACUCUUCCACAAAGAAGGAUGCCGAUCGUUUUUUCAUGUCCACCUCCAAAUGUUUGGAUUGAGCGAUCGUAG
Messenger RNA from Dentiscutata erythropus, 486 nucleotides. Lineage: Eukaryota; Fungi; Glomeromycota; Glomeromycetes; Diversisporales; Gigasporaceae. The record is from the annotation of a GenBank genome assembly.